Harpegnathos saltator (Jerdon's jumping ant) is the source of this 1789-nucleotide messenger RNA. It is a transcript of the gene Syt20, whose product is annotated as synaptotagmin 20. Gene Ontology annotation, cellular component: plasma membrane; exocytic vesicle. The transcript is spliced from 10 exons. Bases 188 to 1558 code for a protein of 456 amino acids. The record is from RefSeq and is a predicted model, not a curated record. NCBI's taxonomy places the organism in Eukaryota, Metazoa, Arthropoda, Insecta, Hymenoptera, Formicidae. Gene Ontology annotation, molecular function: SNARE binding; phosphatidylserine binding; calcium-dependent phospholipid binding. Gene Ontology annotation, biological process: calcium-ion regulated exocytosis.
GCUCCUGAUCCGCUGAUUCGGCAGGGAUCGUCGGCCCACCGCUCUUCCCGGCCUCUGGCAGGUGACGUCUCGUUUGCUUCUCCAGGGGAAAGCUCGCCCUUCGCGAGGAACCUGCGAAUAAUACAGCGACGUGUCACCAAGGUCAACGAUGCGCCCGGCGCAUCCAGGGCGCCGAUGACUUCUGUGAAUGUUGUACGACGACCUGUUCGGCCCGUGGGGCCCGCUAGUUAUAAUUGUGAUCGGAGCGGGACUCAUCCUGAUCGCGCUGCUCCUGUUCGCUUGCUUCCUCACGCCCGGCUGCAUCGGCUACGAGUGCUUCAGGAAACGAAGCAAGGAGGUCAAGAAUGUACCUGUGCGAGCAAAAAAUCAAGAGAAGGAGAACCUGAAGCUAAGCGACGUCAGCUACAGGUCGUGGAGACUAGGCAGCCUCUAUGAGAAUGACAAUGGUAACGUCUCUCGCUUUGAUAGCGAAGCUGGCAAAGGUACCAUCAGCGAGAACGCGGGGUCUCCGAGGGAGUCGUUUAAUUCCGCCACUGUGCAAUGCGAGAACGUGGAGUGCUCUUCCACGCUGAAUUUGAUUCCGACGGAGAAGCAGAAGAGCGACAAGAAGACGAGAGAGUUCCCGACCGAGUUGACGAUGAGUCUGCAAUAUCUGCCGCCCUGCGACAAUAUUAUCACCGGGAAGCUCGUUAUCGGUAUCGAGGCGCUGUGCGGCCUUCCGCCGAAGCAGUACAACUGCACGCUGGAGCCUUACGUGGCGUUAAACAUCGUGAAGCAAUCGUGGAGCCACAGGAAGCGGCAGAAGUUGCACAGUUUCAGGACGAGGGGCAUCAGGCACACCGCAAGUCCGAUUUACAAGGAGACUUUCGUUAUUGCGAACGUGAGGCCGCAGGAAGCUAAGGAGUGGAUCUUGGAUAUCGCGGCGUACGACCAUGACAGGUACGCGAAUCACACGGAGCUGUGCACGCUCAGGGUGCCAUUGAAAGACGCGAUGAAAGUCUUUUGCAGUCCGGAGGUUCACAUGUUUAAUUACCAAAUGAAAUCCUCCAGUCAGGAAUUUGGUAACAUCUUAUUGGCCAUAAGUUACUUGCCCACCGCGCAGAGGUUGACUGUCAACAUCAUGAAGCUACGUGACGUGAGAUUUACACCGGCAGUGUCGAGCCUGGACAAAUUUAACCCGUACGUUAGAGUGCUGAUGUUGAACGGAAGAACAGGCAAGAAGAUGAAGAAGAAGAAAACUAGAUUCCUGCACGCCGUCGCGCAGCCGGAAUUCAACGAGACGUUGACUUUCGAUCUGGCAGUCACCCAACUCGACACCGUCCAGUUCCUGGUUGUGCUUUGCAGCAAGGUCUUACCAGAGGGAUCAGUUGCUAGCAUCGGUACCGAUCACGCGAGCGACAGCGAGGAUUCAGUGAGCUCGUUCAGAAAAUCCGCCGAUGUGUCCAUCGGCAAAGUGGUGCUUGGAAAAGGCGUCAGGGGACCUACGGAAAGACUGCACUGGUUCUCUGUGCUGCAAAAUCCGAGGAAACUCGUCACCGUAUGGCAUAUCUUGAAAUAACGAGGGUCAUCGUAAAUUUUAUCGCGUAUACGUGUAUAUACAAAGAGGCGACCUUAAUUAAUGCAGCGUCUUAGGCGCCGCUGCCGCUUACUACAGCGUUAACACACACGUGAUCCUACGUGAUAUUUAUUUUUUAAUUUAAUCCCGUUGUUAUUAAAUAUAUAUAUAUAUAUACACUUGCGUGUAGCUACCAAAGAUUGUUUUGCCAAUUAAAUUCUAUUUAAAUCUUUA